GAGUAGUAAAGCACGGCUUGUGCGCACGUGUUGAGUGCAGCAAGUUCUUGAGUGUGAAUCUGGGGGUUGUUGGGCAGCGGGGAGUGUGCGUGUGCGUGUGAGCGCGCGCGCGCGCCAAGUUGCAUUUCUCCUGGGAUGGGCGGCUGGGACGCGUGAUCGCCAGAGGCCACGUUAGGGUCCCCAGCGCGGAGGAGGUGCGGCCGGCGGGGCGGGCGGGCGGGCGAGCGCAACGCGCAGCAGCUCCGGCCCCCGCGCCGCGCUCGCUGGCUCGGGGCUCGCUGGGGACUGGCAGGAACCGGAGCAGCACUGCCGCCUCUGGCGCGAAGGCUCAGGCGCCUCCUCCCGCCCCAGUCACUGUGGCUCCGCGCACGCUGCCGGCAGCUGCCCUUUCCGCCUCUCGGGAAGAGGACCCGCGGGCCGCCGUCGCGAUCCAACCAUGGCCUCGGGCCGCAGAGGCUGGGACAGCUCCCACGAGGACGAUCUGCCCGUGUACCUGGCCAGGCCGGGCACCACCGACCAGGUCCCGCGGCAGAAGUACGGCGGUAUGUUCUGCAACGUGGAGGGCGCCUUCGAGAGCAAGACGCUGGAUUUCGGCCUGAGCGUGGGGCAGCGGGGCGCCAAGACUCCCCGGAGCAGCCAGGGCAGCGGCCGCGGCUCGGCGAGCCGCCCCGGCGCCGAGGGGGACACCCCGCGCCGGGGCCAAGGCCGGGAGGAGAGCCGGGAGCCCGCGCCCGCGUCGCCCGCGCCCGCCGGGGUGGAGAUCCGGAGCGCCACCGGCAAGGAGGUUUUGCAGAACCUCGGCCCCAAGGACAAGAGUGACCGUCUUCUGAUCAAAGGAGGCAGAAUUGUCAACGAUGAUCAGUCCUUUUAUGCUGAUAUUUACAUGGAAGAUGGCUUAAUUAAGCAAAUUGGAGACAAUCUGAUUGUCCCUGGAGGAGUGAAGACCAUCGAAGCCAAUGGGAAGAUGGUGCUCCCCGGGGGCAUAGACGUCCACACCCACUUCCAGAUGCCCUACAAGGGGAUGACCACGGUGGACGACUUCUUCCAAGGGACCAAGGCGGCCUUGGCGGGGGGCACCACCAUGAUCAUUGACCACGUGGUGCCUGAGCCUGAGUCCAGCCUGACGGAGGCCUAUGAGAAGUGGCGGGAGUGGGCGGAUGGCAAGAGCUGCUGUGACUACUCCCUGCACGUGGACAUCACCCACUGGAGUGACAGUGUCAAGCAGGAGGUGCAGGGCCUCAUCAAGGACAAAGGGGUGAAUUCCUUCAUGGUUUACAUGGCCUAUAAGGAUUUGUAUCAAGUGUCCAACACCGAGCUGUACGAGAUUUUCACCUGUUUGGGAGAGCUGGGGGCCAUCGCUCAGGUGCACGCUGAGAAUGGGGACAUCAUUGCCCAGGAGCAAACCCGGAUGUUGGAAAUGGGAAUCACUGGCCCAGAAGGCCAUGUGCUGAGCCGACCAGAGGAGCUGGAAGCGGAGGCUGUGUUCCGUGCCAUCACCAUUGCCAGCCAGACCAACUGUCCACUCUACGUCACGAAGGUCAUGAGCAAGAGUGCCGCCGACCUUAUCUCGCAAGCCAGGAAAAAAGGAAACGUGGUCUUUGGCGAGCCCAUCACCGCCAGCCUCGGCACGGAUGGGACCCAUUACUGGAGCAAGAACUGGGCCAAGGCGGCUGCAUUUGUGACCUCCCCACCUCUGAGUCCGGACCCGACCACUCCUGACUACAUCAACUCCCUGCUGGCCAGUGGGGACCUGCAGCUCUCUGGGAGUGCCCACUGCACCUUCAGCACCGCCCAGAAAGCCAUCGGGAAGGACAACUUCACAGCCAUUCCCGAGGGCACCAACGGCGUGGAGGAGCGGAUGUGUGUUAUCUGGGACAAGGCUGUGGCCACGGGGAAAAUGGAUGAAAACCAGUUUGUGGCCGUGACAAGCACAAACGCUGCCAAGAUCUUUAACCUGUACCCCCGCAAGGGAAGAAUAUCUGUGGGUUCCGACAGCGACCUGGUCAUCUGGGAUCCGGAUGCUGUCAAGAUUGUCUCUGCCAAGAACCACCAGUCGGCCGCCGAGUACAACAUCUUUGAAGGGAUGGAGCUGCGCGGGGCUCCUCUGGUGGUCAUCUGCCAGGGCAAGAUCAUGCUGGAAGACGGCAACCUGCACGUGACCCAGGGCGCCGGCCGCUUCAUCCCCUGCAGCCCCUUCUCGGACUAUGUCUACAAGCGCAUUAAAGCCCGGAGGAAGAUGGCGGACCUGCACGCGGUGCCCAGGGGCAUGUAUGAUGGGCCAGUGUUUGACCUGACCACCACGCCCAAGGGGGGCACCCCCGCCGGCUCCACCCGGGGCUCUCCCACGCGGCCCAACCCUCCCGUGAGGAACCUCCAUCAGUCGGGAUUUAGCCUGUCAGGCACCCAAGUGGAUGAGGGGGUCCGCUCCGCCAGCAAGCGCAUCGUGGCGCCCCCUGGAGGCCGUUCGAACAUCACAUCCCUGAGUUAAGCCACCCUUCCCGGAAGAGAGGGGCAGAAGCAAGAAGAGAUUCUUUUGAAGCCAAAAUGGUACACCACUAUUUAAGAAGGAAAGCGAAUCCAAACAGUUUCGAGCUAAAGAAUCAAUAAGCCUCAAGCCUUAUGUUUCUCCAAUGUUACGCUCGCUUGCCUAGCUUUACGAAUAUCGCUUUGUUUUCGGUUUAUGCUUAGCCUAAUGGGGGUUGGAACCCCCUCCCCCCACUUUCAUGCAUGCAAUCAGGCCACUAAGGUAAAAGUCUGCUAUAUAGUGUUGAGAGCGUGUGUAGUGCUGCAUCUUAAGACAAGGGGACAGACAAAGCUGGGACGUCAGGAAAAUGAACACAAGGGAUGCUGGUUAUUCGGGGUCCGUGGGUGGUGGGAGCCCAGAGCAAGGCCGAGGGCUCAGAGGGCUGGGAUAGGGUGUGUACGGGGGGAGGGGCGGCGGGGGGUGAGCUUAAGGGGUCCUAUGUAUUGUGUUGAGGAAGUACCUUUAUUUCCACGGAAGAUGGCCACCUCGGGGCAGCCGGGUCAUUCCCGCACCGUCUGCGGGGUCUGCUGAGAAGGCAGGCGGUCUGGGGUUCCAGACUUUGUUACGUUCCCUCCUAGUAGAUUUUAUUCCUUGAACCAUUUUGUUACAACACCCCCCUCCCCAACCCGCCCCAAUCCAACUAGCGCGUCCCCCUGCUGGGUCGUGCCAGGGUUUGGACGGACCUCUUUCUUGGUGGGGUUUUCCACGUCUUCUCUUCUUUCCUGGGGUUGGGCAGGAAAGGGGAGAGAGGAAAAGCCCUCUCUCUUUCUCUUGCCCUCCCUGGCUCUUUGGUGCUCUUAAAAGGCGGCAGCUGAGAGCACGGCACAGGCGCUGGGGGGGCGGGGGCGCAGCCGCUUAAAUGAGCCUCCCGCUAAACACCUGCUGGUGGUCGCCUCCCUUCUCCUUGCAAACGGAGGCGAGCGGGCAGCUCCUGGCAGGACCGAGUUAGGACUGGAGCCUCGUGUGCCAGCGGUGAGUGACGCUCUUGAUCUCCCGAGACCCAGGCACAUCCUUGAUUGAAUAGGAUUUUGUGGGGAGAGUGUUUUCGCCGGUGUCCCUAACUCCUCUUGGGGAAUCUCAGCGGCUAUGGGAGUCCAGCAGGGAUGUGGAAAAGCCCACGGGGAGCAGAGGGAGCCCUGCCUGUGGUCGUGGUUCUGUUCGUUGGCUCUGUCGCCUUCUGUUAGCUUCUCCUUGGGGAAGACUUGUUUCAGUCUUGGAAUCCCUGGACGAGUGGAAGUGACAUUCGGCCUUCCUGACAUGACGCUUAAAGGAAAUUAGCAUCCAGUGUUAGCUCCCACCUUGUCUGUCAGCCCUGCAUGUCCAGUUUUUUGAAGCAAGUUCUUUGAGGGCGAUGAGGAUUUGUAGAACCAAGCCGCCAUGUGCAGGAAAAACAUAUUCAACCUGGGACCAGCCUUCUGUGCGUGGGGGUGGGGGGUGGGGGAGAGAUCCAGCUGGUAGAUCCCAGACCUUUCAAGAAAAGAGCAGGCCUCAGACACCUUUCAAGCGCUUAGGAGAAGCUAUUAUCUCUGCAGGUGUUAGUAAGCUGAAGACCAGAGAAAAGGGUUGAAAAGGAAUUGGGAAACAGCCAAGGAAGAGGAUUUCUCUAGCAAGCUAAUUUCUGUUCUAGUCAUUACAAAAAAAAAAAAAAAAAAA
Molecule: messenger RNA, 4177 nt
Organism: Sus scrofa (pig)
Lineage: Eukaryota; Metazoa; Chordata; Mammalia; Artiodactyla; Suidae
Gene: DPYSL3
Product: dihydropyrimidinase like 3
Biological process (GO): actin crosslink formation
Cellular component (GO): cytosol; cytoplasm
Molecular function (GO): hydrolase activity, acting on carbon-nitrogen (but not peptide) bonds, in cyclic amides
Source: RefSeq, a predicted model, not a curated record